ACAGCCGGACUGCAACUCCCAUGAAACAACUGAGCGGAAAAACGACACUGCGCAAGCGCAGAACAAACGGUCGCGCGGAUGAUUUGAGUUUUGUUCGAAUGGACGGAGUAGAGUGGGGAACGUUGUAAACUUUAGCAAUGUAGAAAUGGCUGCAGUGGUAACAGAAUCAGAAUCAGAACAGUCGCCUCUAAGCGACUCAUCGUUGUCCGGGCGGAGCAUUAACAGAAGUCUGAGACUCGCUGAAAAGGAGAAGAGGAAAAACGAGGCGGAGGACCCGAUUGUUUUGGCCCUGAAGUAUUUCGCUGAGGUUGAAGCUGAUACUCCUGUAAUAGGGAAUGACGAGCUGGACAGGAACCUGGUGUUGGUGGAGACUGUGGCCUACAGAAAUGGGCUUUCCCCAGAAGCCAUUUCUGUCAUGCUGGAAUUUGCUAUGAGCCUCAAAAGGGCGAUGAAUAUAUGUGUGCGGGUGCUGAAAUGUCUGAUUCCUGCCACCGUGGUGCCGCAGGAGGCUGUUGUUCGAGCAGUAGUCUGGCUAAAUGUUGGAAAUUUACCCAUCAGCACUCAGGUUCUUUUCAUAAAGUGGGUGUUGACUAUAUUUGACAUGAUUGAUGGAAAGGAUCAACUUCGAGCUAUUUAUGGCUUCGUCUUCAGCUUCAUCACAGAGGAAAGUCUGUGUCCUUUUAUUUGCCAUCUCUUGUACCUUUUGACCAGAAAGGAAAGUGUCCGUGUCUUCAGAGUCAGGAAGCUACUGGAGGUGCAGUCUAAACUGGGAAGGCAGCCAUUCCUCCUGCACCUACUUUCACUUUACAAAGUGUUUUGCCCUGAACUGGUGACACUCUCCAUUCCAUCACGGAUGAGGUCUGGGUUUAAGAACCACAUUUCUCCAUGGAAAUCCGCCCUGACUGCUGUCCAGAAGAGGAAGGGUUUGCAGGUUGAAUCUAGUAUCAGUCUGGCCUUCACAGUCAAAGAUAAAACCAGCUCAAGGAAAAGGAAACGGCGCUACCUGGAUUUGCCAACACUGAGUCCUGCCACCAACAAAGACGCUCAGACUGAGCAGACCUCCGGCAGAAAGGUGGUUCCUCUGGCGCACAUCCACACCUUUGCUGAGCUGUUGGAAAAUAUACAUCACAUUGAGCUGCCUGCUCAGAUGGGCUCUCUGUUGGGUUCCAGUCUGGCUCUUCAGUACCUGGAUUGUGUGCAGGAUGAGUCUGCCAUCCUACGCCUCAAUUUCUGGCUAGGCUGCACUCUCCAUGAAGAAUUUUUGUUCUGCAGCGACGGAGGAGGCGCCCAGAAUUCAGAGGAAGCUCUCCAGUUUUUGAACAAGCUGCUGUCUGCGCAGCAGUUCCUCCAGGAGGGGUUUUCCAGUUCCGAUGCGUUUCUCUACAAAUUCCUCAACGUCUGGGACGGAUCUCUUCUCCGUCCGGAGAUCUUCGGCCUUCUGAGCAACAUCCCUGUCAUCCCAAGUUUACAAAUCAAAAGUCUUCUGUUUGAGCCCCUCACACAGCUCUUCUUCACAUCCUCAUUAUUUUUCAAGUGUGGACUGAUAGAGUGUUUAAACAGUAUGCUGUUGAAGUGGCUGACCUGGCACUCUGUGUACGCGCUGGAGGAUGACCUGGACAUCAGUCUCAACAGCCACACAUCUAUAAACAUAACUCUGUCAGGGUUCAAGGAUUCAGUGAUGGAUCUGAUUCACUUUGCGGGUCAUUUGGCCUCUGUGGGGCUUCAGCUUGAAAGCUGCCACUCUCUCCUCCUCAGCUUCAUCCUGGACUUCUAUGAGACUGUGUGCGACACAUUCGUGAAGUUUGGCCUUCCCCUCAUGGUGAUGCCCCCACCAGGAGUGUUUUACCCAGCCCUGUUUGCCACAGACCCUGUCAGUGUGGACAGAUUGGCCUACAUCAUGCACAGGUACAAAGUGAACUUGAUAUCAGCUAAGACUCAAGAGAAAACGGCCGAGCAGACCUUUCACAUCAGCCAGCAGACUUUCCAUGAGUUCAACCACUACGUUGUCGUCAUGGUGAACUGCCUGUGGAACUCCAGGAUGUUUCAUCCCAGUGAUGACAUUCAGGUGGGAGAGGAGCUGCUUCUCAAGAGCAAAGUUCCAGAGUACUGGACAAGCUUCGACCUCAUCCACCACCCGGCUUUCGUGAGCUAUGCUGUUGAUUUUCACCAGAAGUGUUGGCCGGACGGAGAGGACAUGGACCUUAAUUCCAUAAAGCACUCCAAGCCAUGGAGGUGGUAUCUGGAGUAUCUGUUCACUCAGGGCUUUAAUGGCCUUAAAGACUUUGUUCAGAGUAACAUCAGAUGGAAGGUAAAAGCAGGCGACGGGCAGGGUGACACGCAGCAGAGGUAGAAACUCCACUCUGCACAGAAGAACAACCACUUGGAUUUUUUUUUAGUACUUGUAUAUAUUCUCUUUGUCUCUUUCAUAUUUUCAUGCUACUUGCAAGUGAACAUCCUUUUUAUGUACAUAGAAUCUUUUUUAAUGCUAAAUCAAGUUCAACUGCUUAUAUUGCAUGAAUAGUGCCAUGCAAAUAAACUAUUAAUGAGGAACAGUAAACUAGUUGGUAUAAUAUGAAAUUUUGUCCCAAAGGUUUGUAUUGCAGGAGGUGGUAGUAACUGCUUUAUCACAUGGUCCUAAAUAGAUUGUAAUAAUAAAGAAUAAACAUUUCACCAAUGCAUUAAUAAGCAAAACAGCAUUGGCAUACAAUAAUAACACUCUACAUCACCCUAAAUGCUCUACAUUAGUGUCAACAACACUUGUAAUGGGGUAAAAUAAUUAGGCUAUCAAUCAGCUAGGUGUCCUGUUUGUUGGUAAAUAUGCUAAACAAAAAGGCAUAAAGAGAAGCAAGCCAAAGGGUCUGUUAUGGUAGACUUUUGAAUGAUCUAACUAGUGAUGUAACAGUUACUGGAUGUUUCUUUUACGUCUUUGUUUCUUAGAAAAACAAACCAAAAAUCAUGAAUAUAGACAUGACUGUUUUGGACAUCAUUGCCUGGUCUCAGACACAUCUGAUCCAUUGUCUGAACACAGAUUGUAGCUUCAUUAAAACAAA
Melanotaenia boesemani (Boeseman's rainbowfish) is the source of this 3050-nucleotide messenger RNA. It is a transcript of the gene cenpi, whose product is annotated as centromere protein I. NCBI's taxonomy places the organism in Eukaryota, Metazoa, Chordata, Actinopteri, Atheriniformes, Melanotaeniidae. The transcript has 20 exons. The coding region runs from base 146 to 2350 and encodes 734 amino acids. The record is from RefSeq and is a predicted model, not a curated record. Gene Ontology annotation, cellular component: kinetochore.